GAGAAGUCUACUUUUCAUUGCAAAUACGUAAUCUAGUUAUCAGCUAAGCCCUGAUCUGAUUGUUUCAAAACAAUUAUCAGAUAAGAGAAGGAAGCGAAAGAAUACACAUCACGGGCGCGCCGUUUUCAUGUAUACUAAACGUUCAACUGGACUCAGCUCACGCGCUGCUCGCACGUAAAAAAAGGAAAAAAAUAAGCGCGAGAAAAACUACCAAUAGAGAUGGAAUUAAUCGAGACGACUUGAAUUCUAUACAUCUAGAGGGCCUCAAUUACCUCUGCUCGACGGGGUUCAUAUGGAUUAAAUGUUGAGUCUCGCACUUGAGAAAAUAGAUAUUUCAUCAUCAGCAUCGUCCUCAUCUUCACAGCUAACUUCUACACUCAUUGACUCAGCUGAUCCGCAAUUCUUUGUUGAGUCCUUCGUCAUGUCUGGCAUUCAACCAGGAAUCAAAUGCCCAUCCGAAUAUGUCAAGCUCAACGUUGGUGGCUCUUUGCAUUACACCACCAUCAGUACCCUCAGGAAGCAUGACACAAUGCUUCGCGCCAUGUUUAGUGGCAGAAUGGAAGUUUUAACAGACUCUGAGGGCUGGAUUCUGAUAGAUCGAUGUGGAAAACACUUUGGGACAAUUUUGAAUUUUCUUAGAGAUGGUAGUGUUCCUCUACCAGAUAGUACAAAAGAAAUGGCUGAACUGCUUGCUGAGGCCAAGUAUUAUUGUAUCAGUGAGUUGGCUGAAUCAUGUGAGCAGGCUCUUCAAAAGAAGGAAAGAGAAACUGAUCCUAUCUGUAGAGUACCUCUCAUAACGUCGCAAAAAGAGGAACAAUUACUCAUUAGCAACACUUCUAAACCUGUUGUUAAGUUGCUUGUGAAUAGGCACAAUAAUAAAUAUUCAUAUACAAGUACCUCAGAUGACAACCUAUUGAAAAAUAUAGAGCUAUUCGACAAAAUGUCUUUGAGAUUUAGUGGUAGAGUUUUAUUCAUUAAAGAUGUGAUAGGCUCCAGUGAAAUUUGUUGUUGGACAUUCUAUGGACAUGGCCGCAAAGUGGCUGAAGUUUGUUGUCAUUCAAUUGUAUAUACAACUGAUAAAAAGCAUACAAAGGUUGAAUUCCCUGAAGCCCGCAUUUACGAAGAAACGCUAAAUAUCUUAUUGUACGAAAAUCGAAAUGGUCCAGAUCAAGAGCUUAUGCAAGCGACGUCGUCAGCAUCGAAAGCUGCUGUGAGUGGUGCACCAGCUUGCACGUCGGACGAAGAGGAAGGUGAACGAUCAGGACUAGCCCGACUUCGCUCCAACAAGCAAAAUACUAACUGACCCAUCUUCUCUUCACCAAGUUAUCCUGCGAUACGAAACGUAAUGCGACAUCUUAAUCGGGCCAACAGAUCCGCAUUGAUACGUGUUCACCAAGAUAUUAAGAAUUUAAGGUUGGAACCUUAACUAAGCCUAUUUCGUUUUUGUUGUUAAUUAUUUUAUUUCACUCGACUUUCGCAAGCCUAGUUGAGAUUUGAACAAUAUUUCGAUAGAUCUUGAAAGUGUCAAAUAUGAAGUAACAAAUUCACACAAUCAUAGUCCUAAUGAAAGCACAUUUUAUUUUUUAUUUACCAAGGUAGAUGAUAUUAAAACUGUCAAUUUUCGGUCAGUACAUUAUCUUAUAUUAACCAUUAAAUGUAAUAUUUUUAUUGCUAUACUACUGUUAAUCUUUUUUAUUAGGCUAAUCUAUUCUUGAUAAAAUUAGCUAGUUGAGUAAGUUCAUGCAAAUCAUUCUGUCAAGUUAACAUUAGUGUAAAAAUUGUAGAAUUUUUUAAUUAAUAAUUUUAGAGUGAUAAUCAAUGUUGAUCAUUGAAGAUUAAAAUAUUAUUACAUUCAUUUGGUACUUUAACAGAAAAGUAAUUCAUUUUUUCACUAACAACAUUUUACUUUAACACAACAUUCAAUUUUUGAUCCUGACAUUAUUAUGUAGUUAAGAAAGGAAAAAAAAUGACCUAGUGAUUUGCAGUUUUUUAUGAGCAUUGGUAUCAAUUUCAAUAACGUGCCAAAUUUAAACAUCAUAAAAUAAUUAAAAAUUAAUAAAAGAUGCCACUAAAAAAUCCCAAUAAAAAAAUAUCGAUAGCUUAGUUCUUAAAAAAAAAUUCAGUAGUUAAUUAAUAGCGAAUUAAAGAAACUAGAUAAGGAUUGCUGUAGCAUGCAAAUCAUCAUUGUUGUUUUUGUUAAUGUAAAAUCGACUGAAACUUAUAAUUUGAAAGUAUUUACCUCUUCAUAGUUAUAACUAUUAAGGAUUUAUUAAUAUUUAGUGUGACUUAUGUAAAACGACCAUUAUUUUAUUUUGAGUAGUUAUGUAAUAUCAUCGAAAACAAAAGGAUAUACACUGAAAAAAUAGGUAGCUUAAACGUUCUUAUUUAAAAUUUAAUUAAGUCUUUGAUAUUUAUAUUGUACAUAUAUGUACCUAUCGACAGUCUGUAAUUCAAAUUAUUUUAAGGAAAUAACGAAAAUAAUUUUGCAACCAAACGAACUUUUUAAAUAAAUUAUUGAAAUACUGCCUUCUUCAAACAACGUUUCAUUGAAAUGAUAUUUCAAAAUACUACUUACUAGUUAUGAUAUUUUGUAAAUAUUUAUGGCAUAUUCACAUGUUGUACUGAAAAUUGUAUUUUACAUUUAAUAUUAUUCAAGCAUAGUUCUAUUUCUUACCUUUAUAUAUUGAGUACUUUGUUGUUUUCUAUUAUUCAGUACAGAUAAUCAAUAACAUUUGAAGUUAAUAAAUUCAAAUUAUUUUAUAUUGAUACUAGUAAUUUUUAUCACUAAAACUUUUUAUUGCAUUAACAUUGUAAACUAAUUUGAUUAUAAAGACUAAUAUAACUGAAGAAUGAUAAAAUCUGUAUAUAUUCUAAUUUAACCACUUUAUUAUUUAUUAUAAAAUUACUAACAAAUAAUAAUAAUAAAAGUAUCAAGUGUGCAUAGAAAGAAUAUUGGAAUGGAAACAUAAUUAUCUUAAAUUUGACAGGGUAUUGUAAACAUAAUCUAUGCAAUCAUGACAUUUAUGUAUAGGUAUAUACCUAGUAAUUAAAAAUAGUAAACACUUGACUUGGACAAUUAAACUUUGUGGAAAUUUACAGUUUUUGUAAUACUGAUUUCAAAUUUUCAUUUCUGGAAAAACUGUUGAAUUUGAUAUAUGAUUGAAAAACGUAAUGGUAAAUGAAAUACGGUGGUUGUAAUUUGUUUGCUUAUAUAUUAUGACUAUAAAUAAUUAAAUUAAAAAUAGUACAAUCUAAUUAUAUACAACGGUUAUAAUGAAGCGACAGCUCUUGUUCCAUUGUGUCUGUGUAAUUGUGGACAUGUUCUUGUAGAUAUUUAAAUCUAAUGAUUACGAUAUUUACAACGUAUAUAAGUAUAUAUAUACAUUGUCGGUUAACUAUAGAAUGCAAGUGCCAAAAUCGAGAAAAUUAAAAACAUCGAUUUGCGUUGAAUAUAUUACGGUGUGAUAAAUGAUAUUGUAAAACAUGAAAUUAAUAAAUAUCAUCU
Messenger RNA from Phymastichus coffea, 3505 nucleotides. RefSeq names its product BTB/POZ domain-containing adapter for CUL3-mediated RhoA degradation protein 3. Gene Ontology annotation, biological process: protein homooligomerization. NCBI's taxonomy places the organism in Eukaryota, Metazoa, Arthropoda, Insecta, Hymenoptera, Eulophidae. The transcript is spliced from 6 exons. The record is from RefSeq and is a predicted model, not a curated record. Bases 302 to 1303 code for a protein of 333 amino acids. Gene Ontology annotation, molecular function: protein binding.